AUGGAUGCACUACUGUUCAAUCUUGCUUCGAAUGCUGCACCCAAGUAUGCUGAAUUAUCAACUGCAGCCAACAGUGCCCGAGAAAUGGCAUUGCGCGAUAGCGAUAACUCGGGUGCACCACAUAUCUUGCGAGCGAAAUGUUUAGCAGCCGUUCAAAUCGCGCUCAAUACGAAACAACCGAAAAUCUCACAAAUCGCCACUGAUGCCUUACAGGCAAUGGUUCGUGAUAAAAGAUUCGAGCGUGAAGAUGUGACUGAAACCGAGAACGAGAGCUGUGCUAUACAAGUUCUGAGUGCAUUGAGUGCAUUGCACACUUGGAAACCUCAAUACCAGUGUCGAUUAUUUACGAUCUUAGUUGAAAUGAUGUGCAGUGACGAUCGAAGAACGUCUGUGGCUGCUGUGAAUGCAGUUUUAGAGUUAUGCAUGAAAGUGUACGAGUCGGCUGAAACAACAAGUGUGCGUCUUGCCUCAAGAGCUGCUAUUUCACAGAUUAUCAGCUCUUUUUGUGCAUCGUCGAAUCUUGAUGCGUUUUGGAAAUGUGUAUUUCAAAGUGUCAUCAUGAUGUUCAAAUUGAAGGAUGAUGAUAGCAAACAGGAGCAAAUAGCUGUUUUCAUGGAUGCAACGUCUGUGUUGGAUAGUGCUAUUAAAAAGACGAACUCAUUGGGGCACCACGCAGAAGAAACUGUCAUUCUUCUUGAUGCUAUUCACAGCAUUCUUUGUUCGCAGUCAAAUACGAUUCAAAAUCAUCAACCAUUCAUCAAUGUCAUUUGGCAAGAACUAUGUCCGUGCAUAAUGAAGCUACUCGGCGAGCCACUGAGAGGAUCUACUCGAGAUAAGACUGAUGAGCCACUGGGUCGGGGUCAGAGUGCAGUUGUCAUACUCAAUAAAUCAAUUUUCGAAUUUCCUGAAGCAGCACGUUCACUUUAUCAAAUUGUUGAACAAUUGUUACGUUUGCUUGCUCCUUUGCCGACAAUGUACACCGUCCUAGAAGCAGUUUUUCACAAAGCGUUACUCUAUCCAAAAGUUGAACAACGAGCAGAAGCUCUCCGUCUCAUCAGAAAAGUCGUUGGAAACGAUGAACGAACGGUGGACCUGUUAUCGAUUUCUGUUCACGCAAAGGCACUCACUCUUUGGAAGAUCUUCCUGGACUGUAUCUUUGAAUGCACUCAUUCAAACUGUAUCGAAAUUUCAAUUGAAUCAUUACGUUGUAUUGAAAUAUUCUUAAGUUCUCUUUCGAGAAUUUGCUCUGCUGAUGGUGCUGAAAUAUUGCCUCCUCAAUUAGUUGUUCUAACGUGUGAGCUUCUGCCGUCAUCCAAAGCAUCUGUUGUUGCAUCUUUUCCCUACAAGAUAGAUGAAGGACUGAAAAGAGCAACUGAAAUGAUGAGUAUUGGAAGUUUCGAUGACGAAAAACGAAUUGAAGCAACAGAUGCUGAUAAUGGAACGGAGAAUAAUCAUCAAGAGGACGACAAACGCACCUUAAAAGAGAGCCUUCAACUGAAAGCAUUCAAUACAAGCUCUGAUGAGAUUUCCACAAGGCUCCAUUGCUUAGCAAAAAAAAUUCAAGAACAAAAUGCUGACCACGAUUUCAAUGCUAGCGAUAGUGCUGAGCCGCAUGAAUCGAGCAAUGAGGUGAGUCAAUUCCGUGCAACUCUCUUAUCAAUUGUUGUGUUAAUGCGAUUAUUCACCAUGUUUCUUGUUCGUAAGGAAGAGAACGAAACCGCGAAAUGCUUCGUAAAUGAGCUAGAAGCACGAUUACCGAGUUGGAUGCAGUUGAAGAGUACAAUCGAAGUUGAUGAAGCAAUCCAAGCAUUUGCUUCCACUUUUUUCUCAGAGUUCAACGAUGCGCAAAAGAUUGCAUUUGAAUCACGUGGUCGAGCACAGUCACAAUUUCUGAAUUCGGAUGCCAUUUACCUGUGCAUUUAUGCAUCAUUGGCUGUUUCUAUGCGACUGCAUACGCAUCCAGACACGGACAAGCGAUGGUUCGUUAACGAAAUCUUACGAAGUGGUUGCAUUGUGUAUGCAAGCGAUCGUUGGUUAUGUGCCGUUUAUUCGCAGUUGAUGAAUCGUGAUAUUUUUGCAACAUACACAAAUCAGCCAAAUAGCUCACCACUGAUUGAUGCUAUUCAAGAUUUUGAUGGUCGGGAUCAGCGCAUAAUGAGCGAUGUUCGUCGUAUUCAGAAAUUAGUCGCUCUACCGAGUGAUCAUUGUGUAGCUGCUCGUCGCUCAUCACGAUGGAUUUUGACAGCAUCAUGGGACGCCUUCAUCGGUGCAAUAUCACGUUUCGUUAUUUCACGUGAUAAGCAACGUGGCAUUAUACGUCCGAAACUUUCCGAAGCCACUAAUCAUGCACUUCAUGCCGUUCACGCUCUUGCUUACAUCUCCACUGCACUAGGCAUUGGCAAUCGAAGUGGUUGGAUAUUCGAACAGCUGGUUGAAAUGUCUUGUCCAGUUGAGGAACUACGUGAGAUGAGCUCACGAGAGAAGAUCAAUAACUCGUCAAGCGAUCGCCUCACCAAAUGGCCGUUGCGUCGAGUGGAUGCGUUCUCAAUGCAAAUCAUACUUGAUACUGCACUUGAAUGUGCACUUCAUGCACCCGAAUGCUGGAAACAUGUGAUCAGAUGUACCGAAUAUAUUUGGGAAGUCGAGAAAUUUUUGUUCGGAACAACGGCACAAGAGCAAAACAAUAGAUGGUCGUUAUGGAAGAAGAAGGAUACAAAGAAAGUUCUAACUGAUGAACAACAGUAUACCGAACAAAGUAUUGAGGAUAUUCUAAAUGGUAGUGCUGACGAUAUCUUGGAUAGUCAUAUAGCAGCACGGGUUCUGUGUGUUCUUAUCGCUAAAACUGAUAGUUUGUAUGAGAGUGUCGGCAAGAAGUUGAAUUUGCAGUCGUUAUGUGAGCUAAUGAAAAGCUUAGUGACCGCAAGUGAGAAUCGAUUACAGUAUUCCACCCAAAAGAGCGUCGCACUAACCGAACCGGCUAGCAUAAUGCACCGAAUUGCGUUCAUUAUGCUGCGAUUAUCACCACGGCCGUUAAUACAUUUGAUGAAAGUUUGGCCAAUAAUUACUUCACAUUUUAUACAGUGUGCUUGUACUCGUGAAGAUGAACAAUUGACGAGAGCAUCAAUUGGAUGUUUGAAUGAUUGCGUUUCGGGUCUUUUAAUAUCAGAAUCGAAUGGUUUCUGCUUCAACCAAAUGCUCUUCCAUCCAUUUCAGGAUAUUCUGUGUGGUGAUAUGUGUUCUGAAGAAUCUCAAGAUCAAAUUGUGUCACUACUCGCCUCGUUUGUGCAUGCUCGUUCGGAUGAGAUCGGCUCCGGAUGGCGUCCUCUUUUCGGUGCUUUACGUGCGCUUCGCACAUCUCCACUCAACGAAAGUGAUGCGAUCAAUGACGGCAUUUCUUCGGUUCAAGCCACUGUCCUUGAUGUUUUCUCGACCUACCUCAAUAUUCGGAAUGCGAAUAUCCUUAUUGCAACUCUACUCGAUUACAUCACUUGCGUGUUACAUUACCUUCAAGCCAGCGGUAAACACCAGUUCUCUUUCAUCACUUUUCAUUUCAUAAUUCAUUCCUUCGACAAGAAAAGUUUCUGCACUCCUCUUGAAAUCAAACCAAAAUUUCUCGCUCAACUUCCAGAAUCGAACUUUGGCGAAAAUUGUCAAGAUUUUGAAGUGGCUUCGACAGCUUUAAAGUGCCUCUUGAAAGUUGAAAAUAUGGUGCAUGAACUGGCCAUCAAAGCCGAUAGCGCUGUUCCUCAUCUUCUCCAUAGACUUGUGUUGAGAGAACGGGUCUGUGAAAGUAUCGACGCAUCAGUUGAACCGUCUUAUAUAGUGGAACCGCUGUCGAGCGUUCUACUUGAUGAUCCAUUUUUCGAUAGCACCUAUCAUUCACCACUUCCAGUCGAUCUUGAUCGCAUUAUACAACCAACACUCGAUUCGUUUCCAUGGACCUCGUCUGGUGCUGUGGUGAAAAGCUGUAUUGAGCUGCAUCUGUCAUUAGUUGAGGGUUUAACUGCUGUCGCAAUCACUUGUCCGGCCUCAUUACAAUCCAAGUUGCUUGCCACUAUCGCAGAUAUCAUUUCAAAUCUCAUCAAUUCAAAAUUCGGAAUGGACUAUGGCUCAUACACACUUUCUUCGCUGAUAUUCCCAGUUUUGCAACAAUGGAUUCGACGCGAAACUUCUGAUAGUGAAGUGAAUUUGAAACAAGCAAUUGGACUAUUCACCGAAGUUACUGUUACUUACAUGAAUACCUCACAAGGUAAAUCUGUGAAUGUUCAGCGCGUUGCUCUGAACGAGUCGCUCGACUUGGAUGUGCUUGUAUUAGGCAUCUUAUCAAAGCAACUGCCAAUUCAUUCACUCAGUCCAGAUGGACUAUUUGGACUGACUCUAUCUUACAUUCGUUUAUUGAUGCGUUAUUAUUUGGUGGAUUCAAAAGAUACGAAUGGAGAUGUCGGUCGAGUUCGUGUAAUCGUCUCUGAAAGCUCAUCGUCAGCAUCUCAUCAAAUAUCACUUCUUGCACGACAGGUAUUUCUGCUCGAUAAUCAAAUAUUGCAAGAGUCGACUACUGAUAAACAAAAGAACGAAUACACCCAAACUUUUAAUAAAGACCUCUUGCUCUCAGAGGAUGAUGGUGAUGAUAUCAGGCUCCCAAUCCAACAGUUAGUUGUUUCAUUGCUGAGUCAUCAACUGAUUCUUCAAUUAAUUGGCUGUUUACUCUUGCAAAAUGUCCAUUUACCAGUUACUGGCUCAGCUGAAACGAUUCUCAAUAAAAUCAACAAUUCAUCGGAAGAUAACAACAAAUAUCUUGACAAAUUAUGUGAAGANCACGUAACGACACUAUUUCACUGUCUUGAUGCGUCACUACAAGUCUCACGCCAUUUCGACUCUCGUCCAGGCCUGAAAUCACUCAUUCAGAGUAUCUUCAACUUUUCGUCGGCUCCAAAUCUAUACAAGCAAUGUGUGCUUGCGUGGACAUUGCGAUCGUUGACAAUGUACGAAUUAGUGCGUACUUCCGCUUCUUUGGAUGAGAAACGUAUCGAUGAUUUACUGAGCAAUGGCAGAUGUCAAGAGGAUGAUUUUAUGGUUUGGCAAUUGCACAGUUGUCAUGCGAAAGUGUGUACAUACCUUUGCACAGUUGAGAAAUCAUUGGCGUUCGAGAAGAUCAGUCAUCUAACGAGAUCACAUGUGGUUCAGCAAUUUUCGCUCAUACUUGACGAUACCCAUGAGGAAACGCUGAACGAUGAGAAAUUAUACAAAGUAAUCUGUUCCGAUGAAGCGGAUGCACUGAUUUCAAAUUAUAAGAAAGCGAAAAAGGCAAGUUCAUUGAGUACACAUCGAAGAGUGAAUCCAUUCGAAGGAGAAUCAAAACAAGAGCACGAUUCUCAAUUUAGUUUUCAUCUUAACGAUGGUGAUGUUCGUUGCGUGGCAUGGACUGAAAUGUCGUUGACUAUGGUCAAUUUGCUGUUAAACGAAAACGAAGGAAUAUUUCGACGUCUCUCACCAAUAUUUUAUUCGAAUUUAGUCAUUCUUCUGAAUGGUUCAACAGAUAUAUGUGUCCGUAAAACAACCGCCGAUCUACUCAUCAAACUCCUAUCCGUCUAUAAAAUGUUCACUUUUCAUAAACCGAUCAGUUAUUAG
This is a messenger RNA of Anisakis simplex (herring worm), 5628 nucleotides long. NCBI's taxonomy places the organism in Eukaryota, Metazoa, Nematoda, Chromadorea, Rhabditida, Anisakidae. The record is from the annotation of a GenBank genome assembly.